Messenger RNA from Verticillium dahliae VdLs.17, 1566 nucleotides. RefSeq names its product 3-beta hydroxysteroid dehydrogenase/isomerase family protein. Gene Ontology annotation, molecular function: oxidoreductase activity, acting on the CH-OH group of donors, NAD or NADP as acceptor. Bases 1 to 1566 code for a protein of 521 amino acids. The record is from RefSeq and is a predicted model, not a curated record. Lineage: Eukaryota; Fungi; Ascomycota; Sordariomycetes; Glomerellales; Plectosphaerellaceae. The transcript has 5 exons.
AUGGCCACACCACCGCAUUACAUCCUCGUCACGGGGGCCACAGGCUUCAUUGGCGCCCAUGUCGUCGAUGUCCUCUUGUCCAGAGGGCUUCGCGUCAGGGGUGCCACGCGAUCUUUGGCCAAGGGCCAUCUCAUGAUGCAGUCCCGACCGCAGUACGCGUCGAAGCUUGACUUUGUGCAGGUGCCAGACUUUGCCGAAGGCGGUGACUUCUCCGAAGCCGUCAAAGACGUCGAUGCCGUGGUCCACGUCGCCAGCCCCUUCAGCUACGACACCAAGGACAACGAAAAGGAGCUCAUCCUGCCCGCUAUAGUCGGCGUCAAGGCUAUCCUCGCCGCCGCCGCCUCGAACCCGAACAUCACCCGCCUCGUCCUCACGUCCUCCUUCGCCUCCGUCAUGGACGCCAACCGCUCGGCGCCCCCCUACUUCACCUACACCGGCAACGACUGGAACCCGCUCACCUACGCCGAAGCCGCCGCCCCCUCGGCCCCCGCCUUCCUCGCCUACCGCGGCUCCAAGCUCUUCGCCGAGCGCGCCGCCUGGGACUUUGUCGCGGCGCGCAACCCCGCCUUUUCCCUCGUGACGCUGUGCCCGCCCAUGACGUUCGGGCCCGUCGUGCACCCCGUCGCCAGCGUCGACAAGCUCAACGAGUCGAACGCCGUGCUGUGGAGGAUUGCCGGCGGCGAGUCGCCGCUUCCCGUCGCGAGGGUGCCGUUCUGGAUCGACGUGCGGGACCUGGCGCUUGCGCACGUCGAGGCGCUGCUGAGGCCUGGGGUCGGCGGCCAGAGGUUUGUGCCUGCGGCGUCGGAGCGGUUUUCCUACGGCAGGGCGGCCUCGAUCAUGGUCGACGAAUUCGACUGGGCCAAGAGUAAGGUGCAGGUCGAGGCGCAGGCUAUUGACGAGUCACAUGGUCUCGAUGGGCAGACGGCUGCUGAGGUGUUGGGGCUGGAGUAUCGCAGCUUCAAGCAGACGGUUGUCGAUCUGGUCAGGCAGGCCUAUGAGAUGGAUGCAAAGGCAGAACUAUCGAAGGCAGGCAUCAGAGCGUCCAACAAGACGAACAUGCUCCUCACACAGGGAUAUACGAAUGCACAUGUCUCAACAGAAUCAGCUGGCGCCGCUCGGAAUGGAACCUCUAUACCUCCGAAGGCUGACCCCGACUUAAUGUCAAGGAACCAAUCUUUGUCAAUCUGGAAACCCCGAUCAUUUCCUAUGGCUGACCUGUUCGGGCGCUUCUGUUACGAGACGCUGGACGACGAGGGCGACGGCGACGGCGACGAUGUCUACCAGUCGACGCGUCGCAGACGCUACGCUAUCCACGUUCAGCUGCCCAGAUGGCUGUUCGGUAGAGCAUGGGAUUACCAGGUGGUAAAAUCAGCCGCUGGCUGGCGGACUAAUCUGCAGGUAUGGAACAUACGGCCGGUAUCGAGUGUGUUCCAGUACGCCUUGGAAGGCGAACUCGAACUUCUGCGAGAAAUGUUCAACAAGGGCAUUGCUUUACCGUUUGAUCGCACGCAAGACGGCUUCAAUCUUUUACAUGUCCGUUACAACAUAACCAAUGAAUUAAGAUAA